Messenger RNA from Lolium perenne, 864 nucleotides. The record is from RefSeq and is a predicted model, not a curated record. NCBI's taxonomy places the organism in Eukaryota, Viridiplantae, Streptophyta, Magnoliopsida, Poales, Poaceae.
AUGGACCUUGUCUUCUUCCUCCACGAGACAAGCACCUACGUGGAGGCUCCCUGGGCGUCGCUCGCCACCUCCUGCUUGUCGCCGCCUAGCAAACCCUACCGCCCGCAGACCUCGCCGGCGCCGCCGUUCUACUCCUCCCCGCGCCCGGCCGAGCAACCUAGGAGGUCCGCCGUGGAGUCCUCGUCCAUCCCCGCCAACCAGCGCAGGUCGAGGCGGCUCGAAGCGAGCGAAUCGAGCUCCGCCUCCGUCGCCGACCACCGCCUCUCGCCGGUGUUCCCGGCCACCUCCGGCCUCGCCGUCGUUUCCGUCGCGCUCAGGAGCGGCACUGCCGCUGGGCUACCCCGCCGCCACCCUUCCUUGAUUCCCUCCGCUGCUCCAUUACCGGCCGGCUCCCACCCCGCGCAGCAGCUCCUCCGCUCACCCAGCUCAGCUCGCCGCGCGCCUGCCCCUGGCCCGCCCGCCGCCGCCAACUGCCCGCUCCGCUCAGCCGAGCUGCACCCACAAGCCGCCGCCAGACCGCCCGCAACAGCACACGCGCGUCCGCGCACACAAAGGCCGCCGGCCACCACCUGCUCCCGCUCCACCAGACCACCGCCCAGCUCUUGCCGCUCGCCCCUGGCCGCCCGCUCCACGCACCCGCUCGACCAGCAGCACAAGGCUGCAGCAGCCACGCCCGCACAAGCGGCCAACCACGAAGCCCCAUUCCUCCGCACGCUGAACCACCUCCUGCAUCUCCAUUGCGCGCAGCAAUUUUGCCCAGGCCAUCUGCAGCUCCUCCAUUUUCCACACGCGCAGGCCAAUCAUCUGAGCAAAAUCAGCCUGACCCCGGCAGUGCCGGCCCGAUCACCCCGGCAGUGCCGGUAG